AUGGGCCUGCUGGAGUAUGUAUGGGAGCUGGUGUCUCCCAAGACACUCAUUGCUGCCCUCGUUGGCAUCUAUCUUGUCUACGCAUGUUUCCAACGGCUAUACGAGAGCUAUCGUAUAAGUAAACUCGGCCCCAGGGCUGUGAGCGUCCCUUACAAGCUGCCCUAUGCUCUUGAUUUCAUCUACUCGGCCGUUCAAGCAACCAUGCACCAUAAGAACCUUGAGAACUGGCGAGCUUUCUUCACCAAAACCGGCGUGGACAGCGAUGGCAACGGCGCCUACACCCUCGAGGUGCGUGCCUUCGAUAGACGAGUUGUCUUUACGGCAGACCCAGAGAACAUCAAGGCCAUUCUGGCGACUCAAUUUGGGGAUUUCGGAAAGGGCGAACCCUUCCACGAGGAAUGGGAGGAGUUCCUGGGCGACAGUAUAUUUGUGACGGACGGCCAGAUGUGGCAUACCAGCAGGCAGCUGCUGAGGCCACAGUUCAUCAGGGACAGGAUCAGCGACCUGCACUGUUUCGAGUCGCACCUCGAGGUGCUCUUCAGGGCCAUGGCCAAUGGAGGCGCACUGGACGGCGAGGACCAGCAAGUCGACCUGGGUGCUGUGCACGGACGGGUUGUGGAUAUCAGUGACCUCUUCUUCAGGUACACCCUGGAUGUUGCAACUGACUUCCUCCUGGGCAAGGAUGUGAAGUCUCUCAGCAAUCCGCGGCAAGAGUUCGCCGACGCCUUCAACGAGGUGCAGCGCGUUCAGAACAUCAUCACACGCGCCGGCCCGGGCAUCAGCAUGUUUGUCCCGAAGAAGAACUUCCGGAAAUGCCUGGCUACCAUGAACGCCUUUGUCAACACAUACGUGCAAAAGGCGCUCCUACUCUCUCCCGAGGAACUCGCGUCGAGGAACUCCAAGUCUGACAUGUCAUACACCUUCCUCCACGAGCUGGCCUCGUACACGCGGGACCCCAAGGUCCUCCGCGACCAGCUCGUGGCCGUUCUCCUCGCCGGCCGCGACACCACGGCCGCAACACUGUCAUGGACCAUCUAUGAGCUGGGCCGGCACCCGGAGGUGGUCGCCAGGCUACGCGCCGAGAUCCUGUCAACUGUCGGUCCGAACAGGACCCCGACGUACGCCGACCUCAAGGGCAUGAAGUACCUUCAGAACGUCAUGAACGAGAUUCUGCGCUUAUACCCCGUGGUUCCCUUCAAUGUGCGCUCUGCACUUAAGGAUACCCUGCUUCCCCGGGGCGGCGGCCCGGACGGCACGCAGCCGCUCGCCGUGCUCAAGGACACGCCCGUCGGGUACUCGACCCUCCUGAUGCAGCGCCGCGAGGACCUGUACCCACCCGUGUCAAAAGACUUCAAGCCCGUGGAAGACUUCUCUCCCGAGCGCUGGCAGGCCUGGAAUCCCAAGCCCUGGAACUAUAUCCCCUUCAAUGGCGGCCCAAGAAUCUGCAUCGGGCAGCAGUUCGCGCUGACGGAGAUGGGCUACGUGCUGACGAGGCUGUUCCAACGGUUCGAGAGGGUCGAGAGCUACAUGGACCAGGUGGACGGCGGGAACCCGACGCUCAAGGCUGAAAUAGUAUUGCAGCCAGGUGAUGGGGUCAACGUAGCAUUCUUCCUCCCUGAGCCUUCAAAAGGCUAA
Molecule: messenger RNA, 1635 nt
Organism: Diaporthe citri
Lineage: Eukaryota; Fungi; Ascomycota; Sordariomycetes; Diaporthales; Diaporthaceae
Exons: 3
Coding region: 1-1635 (544 amino acids)
Molecular function (GO): iron ion binding; oxidoreductase activity, acting on paired donors, with incorporation or reduction of molecular oxygen, reduced flavin or flavoprotein as one donor, and incorporation of one atom of oxygen; heme binding
Source: RefSeq, a predicted model, not a curated record